Molecule: messenger RNA, 312 nt
Organism: Heterobasidion irregulare TC 32-1
Lineage: Eukaryota; Fungi; Basidiomycota; Agaricomycetes; Russulales; Bondarzewiaceae
Exons: 2
Coding region: 1-312 (103 amino acids)
Source: RefSeq, a predicted model, not a curated record
AUGGAACUACGCCUGGUCACGGCCGUCAGGACUCAGGCGCAGAAGAUCCUAGCGCGAUGGGGCUACAUCUCUCUGACUAACGUAUCCAAGGCUGGAACAGAUCACUUUAAUCAAGGUCCCACGGUUCUGAAUGUCGGUCUUCUUUCUUGCGACUCUAAACGCCCCCUAUCAGCCCUUUUGAUCGCAUGCUUCCUGGCGCUCACCACGAUGCAGCUGAUCGAGACGCAGCGGCGGGCGUUGUGGGAGAAUGUAAGCUAUCAGGGGCUUUCGAGUUCUGGAAGCCAGAUGUCGUUUCCCAGCAUUUGCGUAUGA